CCCCUCUGUUCAUCGAUCGAAGCUUCAUUUCCUUUACCUCAUCCUUCCAUCUUCCUUCUCCAUCAUUGCUGAUGUACCGUAGAGCUUCGGUGUAAUCCAAUUCAACCUCAAAAUCAGAGAAGCCUUCGUGCAACGCCCAAAGUGAAGCAUAAAUCGCUACUCUCAGUUCUGCCUCGAGAGCUGAGGAAGCUUGGAUCGGGAAGGAGGUAGCUAAGAGCAUCGAACCUUCACCAUUUCUUAUUAUAGCACCUCCUGUCGCUUGAUGAGGUUGACCCCCAAGUAUUGAACAGGAAGAGUGGCAGCUUUCAUGCCAAGGAGAUUCUGAAUAGUAUUAAUUCUUGUACCAGUAUGUUUCCUACAGAUGAAAGAGCUCUUGUGAAGAUUUACAGAUUGACCUUGUGAAAGACAAUAUAGAAUAUUCUUUAGAAUAUGUUUUAGAAUAUUCUUCUAUCUUUAGAAUAUGCUUUAGAAUAUUUUAGGAAUAUACUCUAGGAUAUUAUUAUUGUAUAGAAUCUUAAAGGAAUAUUCUAUCUUUGUAAUGUAUAUAUAUAUGGGCUUGACCCUCCAAUGAAAAACACACAAAAAAAUCAUUCUUCUCAUUACUAUUCUAUCUUUAAUUCUUUCAACAUGAUAUCAGAGCAAUCUGUUCCAGUUUAGCUUAGUAGUAUUUUUCAGAAUCUCAGUUCAUGCCUCUGCCAGAACCUUAGCCCAAAAUUCAGAAUCUCAGUCCAAAAUCCACAGUUUCACGGAGCAUCAUCUCCACCCUAAGCAGUCACGCCUUCCGCCGCUGACCUUACACUCGAAAUCCGCAGGCCACACGCGCCGUCAGAGGACCUCGUAGACCUAAUCGCAGACCCAAUCGCCGGAGAAUCCAUCGGAACUAUUUUCAGGUGUCUUGAACGGUAUUAUCUUUCUGUGACUUUGCUUAUUAAGUAACGAUGACAUUCAAGGAUAGUAUUUUGGUCGCUGUAAGUUUACUUAAUACAUAGCAUCUUAUUUCUGCAAUUAAAAAAAAGUCAAAAAAAAAAAAUCAAAAAAAAAAAUCAAAAAAAAAAAAUCAAAAAAAAAAAAAUAAAAAAAAAUGCCUGGUUCUGAUACAGACACUUCCACUGUACAACAUGCUCAGCCUUUGGUAGUUUCCGAAGUUAUUCACAUUAAUUUUAAAAUUACUGAGAAUAAACUUUGUGGCUCUAACUAUCUUGAAUGGAGUAAAACUAUCAAACGUUAGUUACGAAGCAUUGAUAAACACACCCACUUAGUUGAUGACCUGCCAAAGGAGGAGAUUGAUAGAGCUGCUAAUGCUGUCUGGCUUCGUGAUGAUUCUAGAUUAUUUAUCCAGAUUCAGAACUCCAUGGAGAAUGACGUCUGGGGUAUGUUAGUCAUUGUGAUACUGUGAAAGAACUCUUUGAUUAUUUGGAAUUUAUGUAUUCUGGCAAAGGUAAUCUUAACCACAUCUAUGAGGUGUGCAAAGCCUUUUACAGGGCAGAAAUGAAAGAUAAGCCUCUCACAGCUUAUUUUAUGGAUUUCAAGAAAACGUAUGAAGAACUUAAUACCUUAAUGCCAUUUAGUCCUGAUAUCAAAGUGCAGCAGAAACAACACGAACAAUUGGCAAUCAUGAGCUUUUUGGCCGGUUUUACGUCUGAUUUUGAAACAGCCAAAUCACAUAUCCUAUCUAGUGAUGUGGUCUCUUCUCUUCAAGAUGCUUUCAGUAGAGUGCUUCGCACUGACACUUCAUCCACAUCAUCGGCACCUCAACCGAGCAAUGCUUUUGUAGGGCAAGUCCCAACAUUCCCCAAUGGAGGUGAGAAGUGGCCACGCACAGGACCGAUUGGCAAAGGAGUAGUUUGCAACUACUGUAAGAAACCCGGGCACUUGAUCAAAGAUUGUCGAAAGCUAAAGUUCAAAAAUCAAGGAAAUCAAGUCGCUCACAUUGCUUCCGUUACACAGCCGUCUAAUGGAUCCAUCAUUAUGUCUUCAGAGGAAUAUGCCAAAUUCCUAGGUUACCAGGAGGCUCUAAAGCAUUCAUCUACUCCUAUCUCAGUUGUAGCUAAUUCAGGUAAUCCAAACACAUGCCUUGUAUCUUCAUCCUCAAAAUGAGUUAUCGAUUCAGGAGCAACAGAUCAUAUGACAGGAUCUGUUGACGAAUUAGGUUAUUGGUAAAGGAUAUGAGUCGGCCGGUCUCUAUCUCUUGGAUACAUCCUUACCCAAAUCAAUCUCUUGUCUUGUCAUUGGAACUGUGUUAGAGGCUCACUAUCGACUAGGUCACCCUUCUCUUCCGUUGUUAACGAAGCUUUAUCCUCAAUUCAAUAAGGUGUCAUCUUUACAGUGUGAUUCGUGUCAAUUUGCAAAACAUCAUCGAAGUAGUCUAAGUCCUCGAGUCAAUAAACGAGCACAUGCUCCUUUUGAACUGGUUCAUUCUGAUGUUUGGGGUGCUUGCCCUGUUGUGUCCAAAUCUGGUUUUAAAUAUUUUGUUACAUUUGUUGAUGAUUAUUCUCGUAUGACUUGGAUUUAUUUCAUGAAACGUCGUUCUGAGUUAUUUUCUCAUUUUUGUGCCUUUUGUGCUGAAAUCAAAACUCAAUUUAAUGUACAUGUUCGUAUUUUAAGGGGAGACAAUGCUCAAGAGUAUUUGUCUGCCUCAUUUAAGUUGUAUAUGGCUCAACAUGGCAUAAUUCAUCAAACUUCAUGUGUAGACACACCUCCCCAAAAUGGAGUUGCUGAACGAAAGAACAGACAUCUAUUAGAAACUGUGCGGGCUCUUCUAUUCCAAAUGAAUGUGCCAAAACAUUUUUGGGCGGAUGCUGUGUCUACCGCAUGUUUUUUGAUCAAUCGAAUGCCAUCUACUGUUUUAGAUGGUAAAACUCCAUAUCAGUGCCUAUUUCCAAAUAAUGAAAAUUUUCCUAUUCCUCCUAAAGUUUUUGGUUGCACUUGUUUUGUACGAGAUGUUAAUCCCCAUUUAACAAAGUUAGAUCCCAAGUCAUUAAAGUGCAUUUUCUUAGGCUACUCCCGAGUUCAAAAGGGGUACAUAUGUUUUCUCCAAGUACAGGUCGGUAUAUUGUUUCAAUUGAUGUCUCCUUUUAUGAAAAUACACCAUUUUCAUCAAUAGACACAAAUAUCUGUAGGGAGAAUGAUGAUAUACUCAUUUACACAGUCACUAUACCCGAGUCCAAUACUUCAACAGUUCUUCCCCAUGUUACUUUUCCUGAGCCUAGGCCUCCGAUACACUUGGUAUACACCUGUCGACACAAAGUGCAAGAUCACCCUCCACCUGUGGUUACUUCUCCUGAUACUGAUCCGAUCUCAUAUCCUGAACCGACACCCGCAUCUUCAGAUCCUGUCUCUACAUCAGAUCUUGAUCUCCCCAUCGCACUACGUAAAGGUACACGGUCUUGUACUCAUCCUAUUUCUUCAUGUGUGUCGUAUAAUCAGUUAUCAUCUGCCUCAUGUUCUUUUAUUGCUUCCAUUGAUUCUAUUUCUGUUCUCAAAUCUGUUAAAGAUGCUUUGUCUAAUCCUGAUUGGCGUCAUGCCAUGGUAGAGGAAAUGAAUGCUUUGGAUCUUAAUGGUACCCGGGAUUUGGUAGACUUGCCUACAGGGAAGAAGUCUAUAGGAUGUAAGUGGGUCUUUGCUGUAAAGGUUAACCCUGACGGAUCCGUUGCUCGGUUGAAAGCCCGAUUAGUUGCGAAGGGUUAUGCUCUAACCUAUGGCGUUGAUUAUUCUGACACAUUUUCUCCUGUUGCUAAAUUAACAUCUGUCAUGAUGGAGUAUAUGGCCCGGGAACCCCCGGCCCACAGACUCCUACUACUCCAGCGAAGGCCCAACAGGCCCAAAUCACAGCGCCCAGAGUACCGAGCAGCCCGCACAACGCACAGGGGUGCCUUCGGCCCCUGACCGAAGGCUCCAAAUUAUCACAGAGCGGGUUUCUCAAGCAAAUUAGGAAACUGGGAGAAAACGGCGAAAACAGUAGCCCUCGGCAUUGUGAGCCCUCGGCACCAGGGUGCCAUCGGGUGGGAGAGCCCUCAGUUACUGCUCUAUAGCCGAAGGCAUCUCACUCGACAAGAUAUCCGCCUCACAUGCGUACAGAUCACCGUACCCCGCACAGACGUCCCGUCCAACAGCCGCAUUAAAUGCGGCCACAUGCGGCUGCCAGCGCCAACCAGUUGAGGUGACCCCUCGGCCAAUGAGCGCUUGACACGUGUCCCUGCCCGGCAUUUAUUGCUACUAUAAAUAGCUCCCCAUUUCCCCAUUUGUAACCACGCUGAAAACGCUCCACAUUUAUAAUACACUCUCUCUCUCUUACUUGUUUGCUCUGACUUCUCUCUAAGUUAUUCCCCGUAAUAACCCUUCGGAUAUAUACCCCCGGGUAGACUAUCCAUCAUUUGGUGCUCUCGUUGAGAGCUUGAACAAUCGAGUAAGAAACCCUCCCCCUCGACCAAACACAAAACACUAGCUCUCUAUCAAAAUGGUGAGGACAACACGUGCCAACUCAAAGAACGUAGAAGACAAGAACCUGGCCCUCGGCGACGUCAACGCCCCCGAAGCCUCUCACAGGGCUCCCGAGGGCGGUGUCAUCGCUGGGCUGGAACAGGCGGCUGUCGACCUACGCCUUCAGAUCCAACAAAAUGCCCCCGAUGCCCGCCUCGGCAUCGAGGCCAAGAAGAAAAACCGGAGCGAUGACCGAGUCAGCCCUCCGGUUCUCACCAUCGACGUACAAUCGGCGCUCUCCGCCUUCAUCCAGACGCUCACCCAGAACCCGGGUGCCUUCGGCACCCUGGCUCCAACUCACCCUCAGAUCGGGGAAAAUAUCGUACUUCCCCCCUCUGCCACACCCCUUCGGAAAUCCCAAGGGGGUGGUGGCCCAAGAAACAUCAUCCCAGGAAGUUCAGUCCCGGGACCGCCAUAAUGACAACAGGGAGAGGCCCCGCACUUCCGCCCUCAACCGGCUCGGAGGAGGGCCAGACCGCCGAGGGGUCCAAGACCGCCUCGGGGGGAAAGCACUCCAAAAGCCCCAGGAAAGCGGGGGAUCUGUUUCGAGGGCAGACGAGGAGCGUCCCCCUCGGGACAAAGGCAAGGCACCCCUUCAUGCCGAUGAUGCUCGGCACCAAAUCAACCAGGCCCACUCGGCCCGGGUUCGUUCGCAGGGGGCGGAGACCCUCCCGAGGGACCUCCGGGACGAGAUCAUUGCGGCCCUCCAACGCCGGCUUGACGAGAUGGAGUCCAACAAAGCUCACGCCACCAACUCCACCCCUCACUCAGACCUCAAAUACGAGGCCAUGAUGGCCAAAAUGGAGGAACUACAGAAGAAGGUGGCCGAGGGCUCCGGGGAACCCGUCAUCCAGCUCCGGACUCGGACGCCAUUUACCCCAAGGGUAUUGGCGGCCCGGAUCCCGGAGAAAUACCGAGGGCAACACAUACAGCCCUACAGCGGAAAAACGGACCCCCAGGAGCAUUACAGCAAGUACCAGAACAGCAUGAUGAUGGUGGGGGCGUCAGACGAAUAUUUGUGUCGUUGGUUCCUCUCCACCUUAGAGGGACCAACAUACGAAUGGUUCAACAGGCUGCCCGAGGGCUGUAUUGAUUCAUGGCAAGAACUCGCCCAACGGUUCUUAACACAAUUUGCCGGGAGGCGUCGCACAAGGAAGCACUUCUCCCACCUCCUAACGAUACGCCAGAAGAAGGAUGAGACCCUUCGGGAUUUCCUGGAGCGCUGGAGGACGGAGGCCGACAAGGUCGACGGUGCUGAUGACGGGACCCUCCUGGCCCUCCUACAAACCGUCCUCCGCACCGACAACUUUUAAAGGAGCCUCAUCAUUGAACCCCCCCGCGACUACAUAAGGGCCUUGCAGCGGGGGGACCGAUAUGCUGAGGCCGAGAAGGUGGAGAAGUAUCACCAGCAUCCGGACCAGCAGCCCCCGAGGGCAGACAACAAGCACAACCGAGGGCCGGGGGCUCCUCCAAAUCGCCCCAAGGCUUCGGGACCCUCUGAUGACCGCCCUCGGCAAGGCCAAGCCAAGCCCGGGGGAGGUUAUAGGAGCAACCCUAAGACUUGGGCCCAGCCCAUUCUCCUGGACCGCCCUCGGACCCCAUUGACGCACCCCGUCAGCAUCAUCCUCGAUUUUGCCGAGGAGAGGGGCCUCGUUGAGCGCGACUCUCGCGCACCCCCGGAGGUACACGCUAUCAACCCUCAGUUCCCCUACUGUCGCUUCCAUCGGCACCAGGGGCACAGGACCGAUGACUGCCAUCAGCUGAAGACGGCCAUCGAGAGAUUAAUACAAGCAGGGCACCUGUCCCAAUUUGUCCAGAGCCCUCGGCAGGAGGGACCUUCUCACCAGGGGCCUCCCCGAGGGCAUCACACGAAGGUGAACGCUUGGGUAAACCCGAAUACCACCCCCCUCGGCAAGAAAAGGGAGAUUGGAAAUUUGGAAGAAGAGGAGGAGGAAUACCCCCACUACCAGGAGAAAAAACGCCACAUCCUCAUGAUCACCGGUGGCAAUACAGGGGGCGAUUCCACCAGCCAACGAAAGAAGUGGGCUCAAUCGCUUUACGUGGGGGAAGUCACUCAUAUGCCCCCGGUAAAGCGACUGAGGGAGGAACCCAUCACCUUUACCAGCGCGGAUCUCCCUCCUACUUCUUCUCCUCACAGGGAUGCCUUGGUGAUUCGAACGGAGAUCAACGACAUCAUCAUUCACCGAACAUACGUUGACACGGGCAGCUCCGUCAAUGUAAUGUACCUUAGCACCUUCAGAGAGCUGCAUCUGGAGAGGGGGUCCCUUCGGCCCAUUAAGACCCCUCUCGCCGGCUUCACCGGCGAUACCAUUGAUUCCGAGGGGGUAAUAGCCUUCCCGGUGAUCUUCGGCGACGGGAUCCAUAGAGCCCAGCUCGAAGUGGAGUUCGUCGUCGUCAACAUUGACUGCGCUCACAACAUCAUCCUCGGCCGGCCAGCCCUCGAGGACCUCGAAGCCAUCAUCUCCAUGAGGCAUCUCUGCCUCAAGUUUCCCGCCGAAGGGGGCAUUGGCUACUCCCGGGGGAAUCAAAAAAUUGCCCGCGCCUGCUAUCUUCAGGUCACUAAGAAGGUAAGCAAGACGGAAUUCCGUGUUGACACCAUCACCGGAGCCGUCGACGAAGAGGAAAGAAGGCUGAGGGCUGAACCGGCCGAGGACGUAGAAGACUUUGCGCUCGAUCCGGCCCAGCCGGAGAGAGCCGUGAAGAUUGGAGCCCAGCUCCCUGAACAUUUGAAGACCGGUAUCACCGACGCCCUCCGCGCCUACUCCACUGUCUUUGCAUGGGGGCCGGAGGACAUGCCGGGAAUCAGCCGAAGGGUCAUCACCCACCGCCUCUCGGUGGACCCUUCGACAAAAGCAGUACAACAACGAAGGAGACCCCUCUCCGCCGAGAGGAGGGAAUUCGUGAAGAAGGAAGUCGCCAUGCUCCUCUCAAUCAAGCACAUCAAGGAGGUGAAAUACCCCUCAUGGCUAGCAAAUGUAGUCCUCGCACAGAAGCCCCCCACCUUCCGCAUGUGCGUGGACUACACCGAUCUCAACAAAGCAUGCCCCAUGGAUCCAUUCCCUCUACCAAACAUUGAUCAAUUGGUGGAUGAGACCGCGGGGUGUGAAAUCAUGUCCUUCCUCGAUGCCUUCCGAGGGUACCAUCAAAUAUUCAUGCACGAGGAGGACGCCGAAAAAACUGCCUUCAUGACUCCCGAGGGCAUCUUCUGCUACCUAGUAAUGGCCUUCGGCCUAAAGAACUCAGGGGCCACUUACACCCGGAUGGUGGCCCGGGUCUUUCAAGCCGUUCUAGGGCGCACCAUGGAGGCCUAUGUCGACGACAUGAUCGUCAAGAGCAAGCAAUCUUCCAGCCAUGCAGACGACCUCCGGGAAAUCUUCGCCAUCAUGCAAAAAUUCAACCUUCGGCUAAACCCGAAGAAGUGCACCUUCGGCGUCCAAGGGGGCAAAUUCUUAGGCUACAUGGUGAGCCGAAGGGGUAUUGAGGCCAACCCCGAGAAGAUCCAGG
Molecule: messenger RNA, 8004 nt
Organism: Cuscuta europaea
Lineage: Eukaryota; Viridiplantae; Streptophyta; Magnoliopsida; Solanales; Convolvulaceae
Source: the annotation of a GenBank genome assembly